AUGUCCGACGAAGAAGAUUCAAGCAAUAAAUCGCCGAAUCCUUUCGGCGUUGCAGCUCUGGCAGCGACGGCUUUUACAAAAGGAAGAAGAAAGCACAAACUUGCGAGCACAGUUUUUAAAGGAGCACUUGAAGAUCUCAAGAAUGAUCCAGAGAAUAUUUUUUGGAGCGGAAAGCAACAUACUCUUUCUCGCGAAGUAUCAAGAGUUGCAAAAACUCCUGAAUUAGAUCGACAGCUGCUUGAAAUCUUCAUCGAGGUGGACGAUGAGUGGGACGAAGAUGAUGAGAUCGACAUUGAAAAAGUCUCCGAGCUCGUUGGAAAAGGAGCUUCCAUCAACGCGCGGGAUAUCUACGGACAAACGAUUUUGCACGCGAUCGCAAGAGAGUGGGAUACUGACAUUGCAAAAUUUGUCAUUCAACUCGGCGCCGAUGUCAACGCGGUUGAUCAUUAUGGACGGGCGCCGAUACAUUUGGCGGCGGCGCACGAUUUUGUCGAAAUGAUUCAUUUUCUUGCCUCUCAAGGAGCAGAUGUCAACAUGCCAGUUGUCCACAACCUCAAACUGUGCACUCAACUGGAUCCAGAAUGCGCUCCUCAGAACCAAACUCCGCUGCAUAUGGCCGCUGGAGCCGAUGCUGCGGACGCUUGUGAAGCUCUCCUCGAACUUGGCGCUGACAUCGAGGCACGUGACUAUCACGACAGAACUCCUCUCUUUCUCGCGGCUGAGUUGGAUAGAUCUGUAAGCGCUCAUGUCCUACUGGAGAAAAACGCUGAUGCAACUACAAGAGAUAAGUACGGAAAUAUUUGCCUAACCGUCAUGGCAUCCAAAAUGCCGCAAGUAGCGUCGGAAGCGCUGAAUCAAUUGUGGACGUAUAACAGAAGAAAUCGCAAUCAAUACUUUUGGCUUGAUAAACUCUUGCCUUCAUCCGCUGAGCUUAUUCGCGCUUCUAGAGCUAGAAACAUCUUGGAAGUCAUCGUGAACGAGAGAAAACUCGAUCUUGUGACUCAUAAUAUCAUUCAAAAAUUCAUCGACAUUCUUUGGGCAAAAUACGGACAAAUGGCGUUUUAUAAAGAAGCACUUUUGACUUUUCUCUUCAUCGGUCUUUGGACGACGAUUGCUGUUUCAAAAGCUGCGGAUGAAGCGUACAUCUACGAAGAUGAUGAGUGGUGGAGAUGGCUUCUCCUGGUUCUAGCGAUUGUCACCACUGGGCUUGUUAUUGGCAUUGAAAUACGCGAGUACAAGAUUGGAAAAUACAAGCUGCAAGAGUACAAGUCGUGGAGAAUCGUCCAAGUCGAGGAGGACGCAAAAUACUCUCAUCCGAUGAGAAAGCACGAGUCAAAGUUCAUCGAGUCCGAGAAAGAAAGUUUGGAGGCUGAGAAAAUGUAUUACUUCAGCAGUGGAUGGAAUUAUUACGACUGGUUCUGUAACUUUCUUUUGCUCCUCGCGCUCAGCAUUCAUAGCGCAGCUGUGGGACUCUUCAAUGCUCGAGAGAUCGUUCCGAUUGAAAAUAAUGAUCCGGGUGUGACAAUUUUGGAAGAUAGCACUGCUUGCUUUGGCAGAUUAAAUGUUGAAGACUGUGAGUUGGUUUCGUCGAUUAAUCGCGUGCACUACUCGCUUUUUGCUUUUACAAUGGUUGUGCUUUAUGCGCGAGCUUUUAAAUUGAUGAGAGUGACGCUGUUCAUGGGCCCAUUUAUUGUCAUUAUCCAGAAAAUGAUGUGGGAUUUGUUGAAGUUUUGUGCGAUGUGGUUGGUUCUGUAUGGAGGCUACGCGAUUGCGUUUUAUCUCGUCUGGGGGCACUCUAAUCAAGAAGAUGAAAUUCUAAGUGAUACCGACGAAAUGCUGUUCAUGAUCUACCGAUUGAUUCUUGUCGACGAAUGGCCCUACGAUGCCAUGAUGGAGACCAACAAACCAAUGACUUACAUUCUUGUCGGAAGCUACCUGAUGUUUUGCGCCAUUCUCCUGUUGAAUCUCUUCAUCGCGCUGCUUUCUGAUACUUUCCAGCGUAUUUAUGACAAUGCCCAUUCCAAUGCAGUUAUGCAAAGGGCAAUCUAUUUGAAAGAACACCUUCACGAAUUCAAUGAUGAGGAGAAAAUUGAGCUGAGUAGAUACUUCGAGACCAAAUGCUCUCCUCUUCGGGAAGACUGGGAUGAUGAUUCCCCGGAAACAGAACAGACACAAUUGAAGAAGAUAACUCACCAGAUUCAUGCAAAACUGACGAAACUUGAGGAGUUUAUUGAAGAACAAGCUGAAGAACUUGAAAAACGAGAAGGCCGAGCUGGUCCAACAAACAUGCCGCGUGGUCGAGGCGCUGUAUCGCAGCUGGACGUCGAGGGCCUGAAACAAAGCAUCAACAGACAAAUGAAAGAGUUCACGCGAAAACAAGACGAAGCUCUGGAGAGGUUGGAAAAUUUCGAAAGUUCCAUGCGCGCUCGAUUGGAAAAAAUCGACAAGCGCCAAAAAAUCAGAAUUGAAAAAGGCCCAAAGUCAGAACUCAAAUCAACCUUUCUUCCGCCAAUGAUACCAACUCAACAAACAGUUCAAACAAUCAGCCAAGUUGAGAAGAUCCAGCCAAAAGUGGAUACCUGGAACGUUUUGCCAUCAGUUGACAAUCCAACAUUUGCCACUCCUUCUUCCACUGAAAACAAGGAAGAGUCCGAAGCCUAA
Molecule: messenger RNA, 2661 nt
Organism: Oikopleura dioica
Lineage: Eukaryota; Metazoa; Chordata; Appendicularia; Copelata; Oikopleuridae
Source: the annotation of a GenBank genome assembly